Messenger RNA from Podarcis lilfordi (Lilford's wall lizard), 18223 nucleotides. The record is from the annotation of a GenBank genome assembly. NCBI's taxonomy places the organism in Eukaryota, Metazoa, Chordata, Lepidosauria, Squamata, Lacertidae.
CUCGCCUCUCAGCCCAUGAUAUCCGUCCGCGCUUUUCUUCUCAUUCCCAGGCUACACCUAAGCUGGCCAUUUGUCUGGUCACGCUUCGGCAGGGACCAGACAAUGCCUGGGACUCAAAGAGACGCGCAAAAUGUAAAUUCUGAGGUAAAGGAUGACGUCAGCAACGAAUGUUACCUAACGUUAAGAAUCCCAACAAAAUAAAAUUUAAUUAUUAUUUUUUUAAAUCUUUCCAGUAGCACCUUAGAGACCAACUAAGUUAGUUAUUAGUAUGAGCUUUAGUGUGCAUGCACACUUCUUCAGAAAGCUCAUACCAAUAACUAACUUAGUUGGUCUCUAAGGUGCUACAGGGAGGAUUUAUUUUAUUUUUUUAUUAUUAUUAUUUUAUUUAUUUGUUUUGUUUUGACUACAGCAGACCAACACGGCUAUCUACCUGUUAAGAAUUCCAGUUUAAAAAGGAAAAGAAUGCCAUUUUAUAACUUCUCCCGUCCCUUUCUUAUUCUUAAAGGUAAAGGGACCCCUGACCAUUAGGUCCAGUCGUGACCGACUCUGGGGUUGCGGCGCUCAUCUCGCUCUCUAGGUCGAGGGAAACAUCGUUUACCUUCCCACUGGAGCGGUACCUAUUUAUCUACUUGCACUCUGACGUGCUUUCGAACUGCUAUGUUGGCAGGAGCAGGAACCGAGCAACAGGAGCUCACCGCCAACCUUCUGAUCUGCAAGCCCUAGGCUCUGUGGUUUAACCCACAGCACCACCCAUGUUCUUAUUCUUAUGCAAGUCCAAUUCUUCUACCGGAUUCUUGGGCAAAUACUGUGGCAAAGAAUUUCAAGUAGACUCUCGGAAGCAAAUUCCCCACAACUUUUUUUCCAUAUAAGCUAAACAAGCUAUAGCUUAGGGCCCCACUCUCUUGUAUUUCACUAUUGUAUUUCACUAUUAAUAUACUUCUUAAUUGUAUUUCAGCUCAACAAUUACUUUGAUAAAAUACAUAUUUUGUUAUGUGCAAAUGGCUUUAAAUACCUAUUAGUUCCAUAAAUUACCAUAUAGCAUAUAUUCAACACACAAAAAACAGCAACAAUUUGUUGUUGACAAAGGACAGCUGGACAUAUAAAGGGCCCCAUUACCUUCAGUAGCUUAGAGCCUCAUUAAACCUAAAUCCAGCCCUGAGCGGGGUAAUAAAACACUGAAAGAGAGUAGGCUAGUUUCUCACAAAAAAGGUCAGAAGAAUAAUGCCUGGACACUUUUCCUCAUGCCUCAGUUUCUGCAAAACUUGCUCUUUUUUAAAAAAAGAAACAAACAAGCUGGGAAUCUGGGGGUUAUGGUUCCUUUGGGGUGGGGUGGGCUAACUACCCCCUUCCUCCUGCACCCUGUGUGUCAUCCCCAGCUUAACUAAAUCAGGAGCUCAUUGGAGAUGAAACUAAAGUAUUUUCUUGUGGGACAACUAGCGUGCAGAUGUUCCUGGAAAGAUGGAGUUAUGUGCAGUAAUGCUAUAUGCACUGUUACCUGGGAGUAAGACCCACUGAAUGCAGUUGGACUUACGGUACUUCCAGGUAAACAUGGAUUUCACUAUUAUUCAUUGUAAUAUUCUCCUGUGGAUGAAACAAAUAGAAGGGCUACCUUCACUGUUUAGAGUAGAAUCAAACUUGCUAUUUACACCAAACAGCAACCUCGGAGUUUACUACCAUGGCAGUUGCAUUAGUACAUCUAUCAGUUUCUAUAUUAAGUUGCAUAUAGACUUACGAAAUUCAUUAUAUUGCUCUGUUGUUUCAGGUUUUCUAUUAAUUGUAACUUUUAAAUGUGUGUUAUGAUGUGAUAGACGUUUUGCACUUAUUUUGCAAUUUCUAUCUUGUCUGUUUUAUAUACUUAACAAGUCUAGGAUGUAUCUUCACCAUAAAAAGAACAUGAAAUACAUUCAUGUUCUUUAAAAUUUACAUGAACAAAAAAACCCGAAAUAUCCAGGGUACAAUUUAAACAAAAUUCCCAGCACCCUUAACUAACUACAGUGCUCAGGAUUCUUUGGGGAAGAUGUGCUCUAAAUAAGCUUUAAAUGUAUGGUGUGUAAACAGCUGACAUCUGGAGGGUGACAGAUUCCCAGACCCUGAGCUGCAGCCUACAGGGUAGGUUUGUUUUAAUUACUCUGAAUUAUCCACUAGCAAGUCGUGAUAAUUACAAGAUUGAUUGGUGUUUUUCCAUGUCCUGAAUGGUAGGUUUCCAUGAAGUGAGGAAUCUAGUGCUGAUUUGGAGAGUGCAUAGUUGUGUCUCAAUAUAAGGUAGUUUCAUAUCUUUAAAUCUAACUCAGAGGAACCUAUGAAUUAGGAGUAUGAUAACAUUCAGAGAAAACUAAGUUUGUGGAACUAUACUGAGGCUGCAAUGCUACACCAUUUUUCUGGGAGUAAACCUGGCUGAGUAAACCAGUAGGACUUACUUUUGAGUGACACAUUUAUAUAUAUAGAGAGAGAGAGCAGACUUUUUUCCAGGGGUACGCAUACCCCUAAACAUUUUGUGAAUCUAAGUUUGGCCUCAUUGAGCAGCAAUAUUUCAAUAUGAGUAGCAAAAUGAGAAUAAAGGUAAAGGGACCCCUGACCAUUAGGUCCAGUCAUGGCCGACUCUGGGGUUGUGGCGCUCAUCUCGCUUUAUUGGCCGAGGGAGCUGGCGUACAGCUUCCGGGUCAUGUGGCCAGCAUGACUAAGCCGCUUCUGGCGAACCAGAGCAGCACAUGGAAACGCCGUUUACCUUCCCACCGGAGCGGUACCUAUUUGUCUACUUGCACUUUGACCUGCUUUCGAACUGCUAGGUUGGCAGGAAAAUGAGAGUACAGUACCACUAAACAUUUUUUUUUAGGAAAAAAAAGCACUGGAUAGAUAGAUCAGUUGGCAGAGCAUGAGAUUCUUAAUCUCAGGACCAUGGGUUCUGGUCCAGGAGGUUGGACUAGAUUACCCUCGUGAUCCCUUCCAACUCCACAAUUCUAUAAUUCUAUGAUAUCCACUCCUUUAAGCCCAGGAGAGCUGGGAGGGUGCUUCGAGUGCGCAAGGCAGAGUUCCGAACUGGGGCAAUGGCAGGGCCGGAAUGCUGCGCGCUGCCGGUUCCAGGCCCUUUUGUGUGACUCAGGAGUUGCGCGCGUGUGUGUCAGAAUGGGCGCGUGGCAGCCGGCAAGACCCAAGUUCUGGGGUGGGGGGGACCCUGCAGAAUAGCGGCUUCUGCGCUUUUCACAGCAGCCUCUGUUUAAGAUGAUCCAUGUCAGUCGCGCCCUUUCAUCAUUAUUUUCCUUAGGAGAAAAAUUGUGAGGCGGGUACUUUUUUCUCCCUCUCUCUCUCUCUCUCUCUCUGUGUGUGUGUGUGUGUGUGAACGAACUAGGUAGUGUGCUUUGAUUAGACCGCGAAACUUUGAAAAUUGCCGAUAUAUAGAGAAGGAGCCGGGUGGGAACUGGCUCGAGGACGUUUCCAGAGAUGGCAAUCGAGAGAUAGGAAGUGGUCCCGGGCUCUUUAUUGGAAGGCGGCCAGCUUUGGUAAUCGGAGAGCUGGCUGGAGUCCGGCUGCCCCGUCCCUAUCUCGGGGACCUAGCGCUGGGGGCGGGGGCGGUAGAGGCGGGACUCCCAGGGCGGACCAGCGAGGGGCGACGCUUCGCACGUACGACGAGGUACUGGGUUCAUGCCCCGCGCCUGCAGUCCAAGCAGCAGAUUGUAGGGCGGGAAGACUUCGAGAUCCUGCACGGCAAUGGGUGCUACUCAAGAAGGCAAAGGAAAUAUCUUUAGAAACAGGAAUAGCCCCUGUUCCUCAAGCAAGGCGAUAGAUUUCUCUCCCACUGCAAUCCUACGACUUCUAACUGGAAUUAAAGUAUCCCAUUUCUUUACUUCUUACCUUUAUUUUGAUGAUUGAUUUCAAGCACUUGUGUAACAUCCUUCAAUAGAUUUCAGGACUGGGAACAACGGAAACCCCUAAAACAUCCAAGCCAUAGCAUUGGAAAUAGUAAUGGAGCAAAAAUGGUUUAACAGUUGCAGUGUGGGAGUAUGUAGUAGCGUUUCUUCCCUCUAGCUAUGCUAUCUUUUCCAAUCCUCAGGCCCGUGUGGAUUAUGGUUUUGUGAGGGUCAGUGAUAAGAGUGGUUAGAGUGUUGGACUCGGGCCUGGUUAGAAACCUCACUCAGCCAUGAAGCUCACUGGGUGAUCUUCGGCCAGCCACAGUCUCUCAGCUUACCCUACCUCACAGGGGUGUUGUGAGAAUAAAAUGGGGGUGGGGGUGGAGAACCGUGUACAAUAUCUUGAUCUCCUGGAGGAAAAGAUGGUAUAUAAAAGGGGUGUGGGUGGGUGUGUCCGAACGCACCUCUUUGCUUGAAGAUUGAGAGAUGAUGCAAUUCAGUGUGAACCGUCCAGGCUUCACAAAUGGUCUUUGAAAUGUCUUGCUUGACCCUUUGGACGGGCGUGGGGGGGGGGAGUACAAAUAUAUUUUUAAAAGAAAUGUAGAUGAGCAUGGCGUGCAUGGAAUAACUCUGAAAGGGCAAGCGACCCGCAGCAGGAGAAGAGAGGGGUGUGUGCGGGAGGGGUGUGUGGAGAGAGGGGGACGUGCGUCCCAAAGGCAGCCAAAGCAGGUUGGUCACGAUUCUGCCCCGGGGUCUCGGCAUCCCCGGGGGCACUCGGAGGCACACCUCCGCGGAGCUGCGCGGCGAUUGGCCGGAUGGCGAGAGCAGCCCAGGGAGGCGGCCAGGGGGCGGGCGAAGAAGCAUCGGGGCGGGGAAAGGGCCGGGCGUGUGCGCUGCCUCGCCUGCUCAGCUAGCGGAGCCGGCUGCUUAUAAGGAGCGAGCGGUCCGGUUCCUCUUCCUCGGUGCUUUGCACAUCAUCACCUCCGUCAUGUCGCUUCGCAGCAGCUUCGCGCGGCUCCUCAAGCAGCAGGCGGGCUCCUCGAUACAAGUCCAGAAGAGACCGGCGCACUCGGUGGCCCUCAUCGGAGCCCCUUUCUCCAGGGGACAGGUGAGUGAGCACUGCGGGGGGGGGGGACGAGGCGGUGUUUGGGUGUUGGAGACAGAGGGAUAGGUGGGCCUUCACUCAAGGUAAAAGGCUGUAGCUCUAUUGCAGCCGAGCGCAGGUAGGAGGAACAGAGCUGGGGGGGGCAAGGGGAGGGGAGACAGAAAAGGAAAGGCAGUCUGGUGUAGUGGUUAGAGUGCUGGACUAAGACCAGGGAGGCCGCGGUUUAACUAAACUACGUUCUAAAAGGACAGCAUCCUCCCUCCCGCCUGGGGGUGAUCCGUGAGGCCCAAGCCCUCCUUGGGGCGAGUGACGCUUCGCCAUAAUGCUGGAGGAGGACCGCACGUGGUCAUUGGGGCAGGGAUGGAAUCCUUAAGAUCCGCACAGUGAUAUUUUUUGGCUGGGGGGUGUUUUAAGAUGCGUAUAUCUUUAAAGGGAAGGACGGUCGGAGCAAUGUUAGCUGCGGGCGGGGGAGUGUUCCUGCGCGCACCGGGCAACCGGCUUCCCGAGCGUGGAAAUUUCCACGCGCUUCUCUUUCGGCGCUGUGACUCAGCGGCGUCCGUUUCUCCGCUUUCCCGGAGGCGCGCAUAGCAUCACCGCUCCUUUCCUGUUUUGUCUUCCUCCAGAAAAGGAGAGGAGUGGAUCACGGUCCAGCAGCCAUAAGAAAUGCAGGGCUGGUGGGGAAGCUGACUGGCAUGGGUAAGUAAGAGGUUUAUUUUGAAAGAAACCGCCUCUCCCGUAGGAACAUAGCAGGCUGCCUUAGACCCAGUCAGACCACUGAUCGCUCCAGCUCAGUAUUUGUCCACAUAGCGACUCUCCAGUGUUUCAGGCAAGUCCCACUUGGAGAUGCGGGGGACCUUCAGUAUGUACCACCAAGCUACAUCCCCAACAAUUGCUUUUCAUAGAGAAGGUAAGUGAGUUCUCCCCCACCCCCAUGACUGAUUGAGUCUCUUUAAUGCAAAAGUUAGCUGUUGGGAGAGAUUUGGCACUCUCUGCAGAAAUACAAACCUCCUUUCUUUGAGAGGAAAACCCUCUCAGUUUGAAGCCUGAUGUACAUAUGAAAGAGGUGGCAUGUGUCCUCUGACGGGCUUCUCAAUAAGGAGGCAAAGGAACUCAAGAGGCUCCUAGAGUGACCUUCCCUUUCCUCCUCAGGAAUUUUCUUCUUUGUCUGUAUGCAGAGAAUGAAAUGCUUGUGUAGCCAGAGGCAAUGUCCUUAUUUCAGCUUAGAUAAUUUUUUUUUUUUUGGAAUUUUGGAUUCAAAUAAAAGCAGAAGCUGCCCUAAGGCACAGUUGGCUUAAGACAUUUUGAUGGGAGGUGUUAUGUACUGAAUCCUAGAACAAUAGGAUCCAGAAUUCAGCAGUCUGAUUGGUCCACAGGAGCCACCCAAUCCAGGUGGAAGUGAAUCAGCGACCUGAUUGGCCUAAAGGAGCAGCCCGAAAUUAGCCAAUCACGCGGGGCCCAUUGUGUAAAUAAUGUAUAUACGGCUAGACGUUUUGGGGAAAGUUUAAUUCAUUGCUAUUAUGAGCUGAAUAAAGAGCAUGAAAUUCACACUCGACUUAGGAGGCAAACAACAAAAGUCCCCCCCGCAACAAGAUACUUAAUACCCAAUUUUGGCAAUGGGGGGGAAAUCCUACAAGUGCCUCUUCCUGGGAGUAAAAAUAUAAUAACAUAAUAAAUUAAAUGAUUUAACAAAUCAAUGUAUUGUCAUGCCCCCCCUCCCAAAAAAAAACCUGGCUGGCACAGCUACCUCAUUCUAUGACCAGCCAAGGAAUCAAGAUUUAAUAUUACUUUUAUAUUGCAUUUGUGGUAUUGGAGAAUCAACAAUUUGCCCAUGUCUAUUCCAGCAGAAGUAAUCUCACAGAGUGACUGAAGCUGUUUAUUUACCAAAACCAGGCCUAAAGCUCAUAGUUUUCUGCAUCCAAUAACUUGAAUUCACUGUGUUGAGUUGGACUUCUUUCGAUGCUAAGUCUUAGCAUAUUCCUUUUGUGGUUUUGGUGAAUGAAUGGAUGAAUGAGAGGUAUGUGGUAAUGUCCCUUAUGAGUCUCUUCUACUGGCAGUGCCUGAUUUCCAGAAAGUUAUGUAAUUGGCAGCACAGCUGUCAUUUUAGCCAAACCCUUUUAAAUCAGUGUAGUUAUUUUUCUGUGACUCAGCAUUAGUCACCUUCUUACAGGUACCCUACCUGCAAUUCACACAAAAAUUGGAUUUGUGCUAUUAUAUCCGGAAUGAAAAAAGUUGAUUGAUCAGGCAUCUCAGUUUCCUGAAACAUUGAACAUAUUGAAACAUUUGCCAUCUGAACUGAUCUUAAUGUUAAUUGUCUGAUCUGGAUAUGUUUGUUAUAGCCAUUUGACUCAUCCUCACAAACAGUGUACAGUUUUUUUCAUAUUGUGAGUUUCAAAAAACAUACAGUGUGAAUUGUGAAAAUACUUCAAAUGAUUGUCAAAGCAUAUACAGUAGUACCUUGGUUCAAGAACAGCUUAGUUUAUGAACAACUUGGAUUAAGAACGCUGCAAACCCAGAAGUAGGUGUUUUGGUUUGUGAACUUUGCCUUGGAAUAUGAACAUGUUCCACUUCCUGUUGAGUGUGUUCCAUUUGUAAAUUGAGUCCCCUGCUGCUAUGGGAAAGCAUGCCUUAGUUUAAGAAUGCUUUGGUUUAAGAACGGACUUCCGGAACGGAUUAAGUUCAUAAACCAAGGUACCACCAUAUAGAUUAGGCAACUAACUAUGCAGAUCCAUCAGCUGUUCAAAAUCUGCUACAAAACUCCAUGGGUGGUAUUAAACUAAAUAGUUAUGCUGUGUAGCUAAAAGCUAGAGUCACUUCCCUCCCCUCUCCUCUCCCCACAUACACCCUAAAUCUGCUGCAGAGGGUAGGAGAAUUCCCCAGAGCAGAUUUAGCAGGGGGGCGGGCAGCAUGCAAGGAAAGGAGAGGGCAUUGAAGUAACACUGCACAGCUAAAAUCCAUUGUGGUACAGUACCCUUUUAGUUGUGUUCCAAAAGUGCCUUGAAAGCAGGAGUGGAGUAUCCUCAGUCUGGAGCCAAAUUUAAUCUGCCCUUGGAGUCCUCUCCAGCUGUAAUAUGGUGAGGGAAAAGGGUUUUGAUGUUGUAUGAAAGGUGCAACUACAGCUUCUUUCUGAGCAAGAAGAUCAAAGCACAAGGGAAAAUGUUUAGACCAACUUGUGUUCCUUGCAAAUACAGUCAUACCUUGGUUUUCGAACAGCUUAGUUCUCAAAUGUUUUGGCUCUCAAACGCCACAAACCCAGAAGUCACUGUUCCAGUUUGAGAACUAUUUUUGGAAGCCAAACAUCCGACGGAGCUUCUGUGGCUUCCCAUUGGCUGCAGGAGCUUCCUGCAGCUAAUCAGAAGCCGCACUUUGGUUUUCGAAUGUUUUGGAAGUUGAACAGACUUCCGGAACAGAUUCUGAUUGACUUCCAAGGUACGACUGUAUGCAAAAAGUAGUCUAUGGAUUAGGCAACUGCCUGCCACCGCUUUAGAUAGCUAUGAGUUAGGACUUGCAAUUGAGCUAUGCAUUGGCCCUGUUUGCAUUCUACUGCUGGUAUUUGGGGUAUGGUUACCAGACGUCCCCGUUUCCUGGAGACAGUCCCCGGAUUUACAAAUCUGUCCCCGGACAAAAUCCGUCCCCAGAAUGUCCCCGGAUUUCAUUUAAUAUCCCCGGAUUUAUAUUUUAAGUGUGGUAGAUUUAUUAGUAGGGAAUGAAUGUUGUGUGAUUCGUUCAACGGCACAAGACACUUCAUAUGAGGACUUCCAGCGAGGCAAAAUGGCGGGCACCAUGGCAGCGAGCUGCUUCUGAAGCCAGCCAGAGCCAACUGUGCUACCAGGUUGGCUCCAGGCUGCUGAGACUGCUGCUGGCACUGCCACUGCCAAGGGGGAGCCAGGGACACCCAGUGUGUCAACUGGGGGAACUGCUGACACCCCUCCAUGGGACCCAAAUCGAGCCAGGCGCAAGAGUGCCCAGCCACCUGGCUGACUGCCCACUGGCACUCCGGGGCCAGGAAAACCCUGGAGCUGACGUAAGGAGAAGGAGUAGAAGAGGAGAAGGAAGAGAGAAAGGAGGGAGAAAAAAGAGGGGAGCCCCAACCUUGCCGCACUGCUGCCGCCGCAGCUGCCACUGAGCAGGAGAGGUAGGAGGGCACUGGGAGGGCAAGGACAAGUGGCCGAGCCCAGGCCCGACCUGAGCCUACUCCAUGGCGGGUAGCACUCCAAGAGAGGAGGCCGGGGCCCAGAGGAAGGCCGCAUGACAGGAGACCGCAGAAGAGAAGAUAUUACUUCUUAAUAUUUUUUAAAAAUAACUUUUUUAAAAUAACUUUUUUUCUCUUUUCAAAAAUAAAAAGUGUCCCCAGAUUCUUUGAAAAAAAUCUGGUAACCUUAAUCUGGGGUGGAUUUGGAACAUCCAAAAGUGCAUUGGAAAACACAUAUAAGUGCUUCAAAAUUUACCAAAUUUUGCUCUUUGUCAUGUGUAUUCUUCCACUCCUUUCAGAAGAGAUUGAUUCUGUUUAUCUGUUCUUUGAGGGGGGGGAUGAACAAAAAGAAGCUUUGUUAUAAAGCUGCUGAAAAAUGAAGAGCAGUGGCUCCAAGUGUAUUUGGUAACUAAAAAAUAAAAAAUCCUGUAGCACCUUUAGAUACUUUGCCUUUGCUGUAGAUUGGUACAGCUUUCCUCCUUCUGAUACAGAAGUACAGACAAGACUUAACAGCAGUAGUUUCAUAACUGAAAGCUCUUUCUCAGUAGUUUAGAGAAGUACAGCUUGAAAAAGUGGCUGUGACUUGUGAAGUAUGGUAAACGUGAUGUCAUCAACUGAUGAAAGUAUGCUUCUCUUGAGCAAUCCUUGCAACCCAGACAAGUGCAGAUUUAACCUCUGCUUCUUGUUAGGAAACAAGGUUAAUUCUGUCACAUGAUUCACUAACUAAUCUUUUCAGCUUGGUUAUGUUAGAGCAAACCUUGCAGUUACAAAUUCCAGAGCCACAAGGUAUUGUUAUGUAUCUCACAAAUGAAAAUUAGAUCCAUUCAAAAAAAUGGAAGAGCAGUUGUGACUCACUCCCAACUUAUGAUGAAGUUGCAAAGCAAGAUGAAUAGAGUACGUACACAAAAACAUAGAAAAGGGGACAAUUGCUUUCUAUAAUGUCGUCUCAACUUCCUGUUCCUAUUGAGCCUCUGUCACAUUGUUGUCAUGCUUGCCAAUGAAUCAACUUAUCAGUGCCACAUUGGAGUUUUCUUUUGUAACAUUUCUGUUGACAUACAUAAACAUCAGAGUCUGUUACAUAACGUGCAAUACACCCAUUGGUGUCUCUGCAUAGCUAGGAAUUUUUCCUUUGCUUAAAUUGGCUUGAAAACCUAAUUUACAUAGCUGUCAAGCACAAGCCAUUUCAGUUUUGCUUUAACCAGACUUGAUAAUUUGGAAGCAAGUGAAGCUAUAAGGUUCACAUGCAAUUGAGAUCACCUACACACCAGACGUGCAGAGCUGGUCCCAAAAUUUGGAGGAGGGGGCAUUGAGCAUGCAUGACGUCACAUAUGCAGCACUCCCCACCCUGGCCAGGACACAUUGGUGUCCCUUUGAGGUGUCCCAUUUGUGAUGGGGAGUGUGAAGAUCGCCCUCCAUUGCCCUCCACGCCUCCUGCACUCGCCGGAGGUGCUGGGGGACGGCAGCACCCUAGAAAUAUUGAGGGGGCUGAAGCCUCUUCUGCCCCCCAUAGCUGGAGCCCCUGCUACACACCCUGCAGUAUUGAUUAAAUCAAAGAUUAAAGCAAGUGCCAAUUCCCCCCUUUUUUGAGCAAUCGGCAUACAGUAUUGACACAUCAGUAUAAUUUCUGCUCAGGACAGAGCUCAGAUUUCAUAGGAUAGAUAAAUGCUGAUCAUGGGAACAUGGGCGUUUCCCUGGUUUUCCAUUUAUUUGGUCUUGUUCAGGGGAGAGCUCCAAACAAAAAGCAGGAGGGAGGAAAAAAAACCCUUAAAGUCAGUGAAACUAGCUGAAUAUAAAUGGCUUCAUAAUUACACUUUUUCUUUCUCCUGGCUCCUUGCCAGAAACUCCUUGUGCAGCCAACCUAUAGAAGAGGCAGGCCUGGUGUCAGAUGACUGUCUCAAGGCUUCAGCACAGUAACACUAUCUGCACAUGAUGACCUAGUACACUGCCAUUGCAUCAGGUUGUGAUGCAACUUUGUAGGUUUGAAGUUUGUAGACUGACUGAUUUUGAAUGCAUUGUAUUGCCAAAUGAUGUGGGUUUUAUCUGGCUGAUCAUCCUUUUGAGAUAAAGAGAGCACAGUGCCAAAAAUAUAGGCACUGUGGGUUUGGUGACCAGUCUUCAUUUUGUUAAUCUUUAACUGUGUUUUGUGUGUCUGUGCUGUUAUUCCCUUUGCACUUAUGUAAUAAUCACACUAAAUGUACUACAUGGAUUACCCCAUCAUUUUGGGGAGUGGGUCUUGUUAACUGAAAAUACUUAAUUUAUGGCUAAUCCAAGAACACCGGAAGCUAUAGCUUUACUGAAGCUAAGGAAGUGCGGAUCUGGUCAGCACUCUGGAUGCGAGAUCAUGGAGAGUUCCGUGUAAAAGAAUGAUGUGUAUAUAAGGAAUAUUUUAAAUAUUGAUCCAAUUUUCCAGUAUAAAGUAACAAGCUAAAGCAAGAACUGUAAAGUUAGUUUAGGGGGAUUCAGUUAACAUUUAAAUUUCACUUUAAUAUGUCUUUAAUCUGUUUUUCUGCUAUAGUGAAGCUUUCAUAGAAUUGUAGAGUUGGAAGGGACCAUGGGGGUCAUCUAGUCCAACCCCCUGCAAUGCAAUGAUCUUUCAUCCAAUGUGGGGCUUGAAACCAUGACCCUGAGAUUAAGAGUCUCAUGCUCUCCCGACUGAGCUAUCCUAGGUUUCCUAUAAAUGACUAUACUCCCAUCUGAUUAAAUCUUAAGUUUGUAGGGGGCAGGAAUCAAGAUAGAAACAGUGGUGGUAUUAUGUCCUUGUUUUGGAAAUAUUUCCUUAUUCAAACAUGUAGGCAGCCAUAGAAUGGGAGCAGGGGCUUGCAAACACUUCACACCAUAUAGAUAUUAGGCCUAUAAAUAGCAAAGGCUUAGGGUUUCCCGAAGUCCAAGGGAAGAUGACAUUCAUCAGGGAAUGAUGAAAGAGAGGAGUGGUAUUGCAAGUCCUGGACUGCUGAGGUCCAAUUACCUUAACCAAAGGAGAGGGUGUGUGUAGGAGCUGAAGCAGAGACUGGUUCAGGGGAAUGCACAGACUGACUGUAUUUCUAACGCAGCAGCCAUGGGUGUGACCUAUGGGAUGGUGGCAAAGCCAUUCAGUGGCAGGCCCUGUUGUUGAACACAGUGACACAUCUGCCCACAAAGUCUGGGCACCAGCAGCAAAUUACAUAAGCACAAACUUGCUCUGCCCAUGCUUCUGAAUAAAGUGUUUGGGUGCAGUGAAAAUCCAGACAUCGGUCAACAUGUCUACUCUUCUCUUACAAAUAUGAAGGUGGGGUUAUUACCCAAGUCCUGUGGCAGGCUUCCUCAAACUCGGCCCUCCAGAUGUUUUUGGUCUACAACUCCCAUGAUCCCUAGCUAGCAGGACCAGUGGUCAGGGAUGAUGGGAAUUAUAGUCUCAAAACAUCUGGAGGGUUGAGUUUGAGGAAGCCUGUCCUAUGGGAGCCUUGAAUAACGAGCGACAUGGUUGCAAAGCAGCUGUUUACCUACCUCCAUUAACCAAGUUAAUACUAACCACCAGUAUUUCCUGUCACUGGACUGGGCAAGUGCAAUUACGUGCUUUCUUCUUUUCUUCUUUCCCCCCAGGUUGCCAGGUGUAUGAUCUUGGAGAUUUAAAUUUCACCCAGGUGCCCAACGAUGAUCUCUACAACAACCUAAUCAUAAACCCACGCUCCGUGGGAUCAGCUAGCCAAGUUCUGGCAGACACGGUGAAUGGAGCUGUUGCCGCUGGUCAUAGCUGUGUAACCAUUGGAGGAGAUCACAGGUGAGUUGGGAGGGAUCCGUGAGGAAGAUAGUCUCUUGAAUGAAAUCAGCCUCAAAAAGCUUUGGGUAAAGUUCACUCCUCAACUGGAUUCGUUAGUUCAAAUUCCUGUUCACUGAUUGAAAGUGACAGGCCACAGUCAAGUGUUAAAUUAUUGUCCCCCGGUGGCAAAUAUGAAUCAUCUUCGGUCCCCUGUGAGAGCAUCUCUGGGGCCACAGGAUAUUGCACAGCUCUCUGAGGAAGCCCAACGCUGGAGGUCUCUUAUUUGCAGCCUUGUGAUCCUCUAGAGCAGGGUUUCUCAAAACUUGAGUUUUCAGCUAUUUUUGGAGCAGUAACUCCCAUUAUCUCAUCUAGCAUGCCCAGUGGUCAGGGAUGAUGGGAAUAGUAGUCCAAGAACAGCUGGAAACCCAAGUUUUGGAAACUCUGCUCUAGAGCUAUCCCUCUACCAUACCAGUUGCUGGAGAACAAUAGUGGGAGGGGGGGCUAUUUUCUUCAUCUGCUGGUUGUGAGCUUUCCCAAAGGCAUCUGGUCUGAUCCAGCAAAGCUGUCCUUAUAUUCUUAUGAAGUAAUGGGUACUGUUUAUAAAAGGAUGUGACUGUAUGUACACACACACACACACACACACACACACACACACAGUAAGUUCAUUUAGUAAAUGAACUUGUUUUAUUUAUUGUUCUCAGAGGAGGCACAGCAAGGUAUCUAUCAGUGCCUGUAAGAACCAGAUAUGAGGCACAGGUAAACUGCUUUAGCUUUGCCAGAAAGGCAACCUCCAACAGCUGCAAAAAGAACGCCAAAAACCCUUAGGUAGAAUUUAUUGUGGAUUUCGCAUUUUUUAGCAUAUCAGGAACCAGGUUAUAUAAUUAUCACACAUACUGUACAUCUGUCAAAUUCCUUUGUAAAACUCACAAUUUUCUCAGUGUAUUAACCCAAACUUAAAUUAAUACAAGAAACUUUUGAAGUAAACUGGACUGAUAAAAAUCUGAAUCUGAUUUUUUAUUUUUAUUUUUGCAGUUUAGCGCUUGGGUCAAUCAGUGGUCACUCAAGGCAGUACCCACACCUAUGUGUGAUCUGGGUUGAUGCACAUGCUGACAUUAACACUCCACUCACAACCCCAUCAGGAAAUCUCCAUGGACAGCCAGUCUCAUUCCUUUUAAGAGAACUUCAAGAUAAAGUAAGUGGGGAUUAUGCUGGACAGCUAUAAAAUAGAUUUUAUGCAAUCUGUUUUGUACCAUGUUUGUAAGGCAGGCAUUAAAGUCCAAUUUUAACUUACCCUACAAUCUUGAGCAAUUUAAUUUUAAAUCCAGAACAUUAUAGAAAUAAGCCCCAGAAGGAGACAGGUAGUUCAAUUAUUAUUGAUGUCUGCAUAGAACGUAGCUGGGAACACCAGAACCUGCCCUAUGCUGGACAUGAUUUUAGCAUGAAAGAUGUGCUACUAUUUCCUCACUUGCAGCCCCCGUUUAGAAAACAGCAUAUUGCAGUCGCAAUAACUCCCUUUCAACUGCUAGAUACUUUUUGUUCUUCUGGACUAAGAUACAGGCAGUCAGGGUUCAAUGCUCAGCUCAGCCAUGAAACUCACUGGGUGACCUUAGGUUAGAAGGAGAGAAGGUGACUUGCCCAACUCAUGGAGUUGUGAGAUCAGAAUGAAGAGAGAACCAUGUAUGCCAACUUGUGGCUAAAAACAGGUGGUUAAUGCCACCCACUUAUCAAACACAAAGUGCCACAAUCACAGUCAGGUGACCCGUUUUUGCCUGUGCUGUUUGAAAUUGAAUUGUGCAAGCAAAGCACUGUGCUAUGAGGUCAGGUGUAGGACAGCUGGGCCCGUAUUGGCCAAAACAGCUUCAAGGUCCAAAUGUGUAUGUAUUGACACAGUUGAGUAUGGUGUUCAUUAUACAUCACCACUACACCAUCAUGUAAACAAGCCUAGUGUUAAAUAUCCAGGACUAUGGUAAUUCUUCUAUUCCUCUAUAGGUGCCGCUCCUUCCUGGAUUUUCCUGGCUAAAGCCCUGCCUUUCACGAUCAGAUAUUGUAUAUAUUGGCCUCAGAGAUGUUGACCCUGCUGAACAGUAAGUACAGGAUAUCUGAACUGGGAGAUAUCUUUCUUAUUUUUUUUAAAAAAUACGUACUCGGCCUACUGCCAUCAGCAAGAGGUAUGUUGCAGAACAUUAUAGCUUUAAACAUUUAUAUAUUUUUUUCUUUUUAAACAGCUAUAUUUUGAAGAACUAUGGCAUCCAGUAUUUUUCAACGAGAGAUAUUGAUCGUUUGGGAAUCCACAAAGUGAUGGAAAGAACAUUUGACCACCUUCUGGGCAGGUAAAACUUCUUUGAGGAUGGACAUUUUGGGAAGUGGCGUUAGGCAAAAAAUACUUAACCUAUUCACAUGUCAGCAAACGAUCAGCUUGUCAUAUCCUACUGAUCAGUCCCCAGUUACCAUGAUGUGAUUUAUUUCACAUGGGUUAUACCUUGUAUUAUAAAGUGAUUCUCCUUCACAGAGGACAAAGACCAAUCCACCUGAGCUUUGACAUUGAUGCCUUUGACCCAACUCUGGCUCCAGCAACAGGGACUCCUGUCUUGGGUGGAUUAACAUAUCGUGAAGGCAUGUACAUUUCAGAGGAAAUACAUAACACAGGUAAGAACCAGACAAGCACAUUUUACUUUCAGCUUUGGAUAACAUGAUACAAGUAAGCACUUGCAUGGCAGCUGUGUUACAGAAGUAUUCAGUGUUUAUUUAAAAUGUUGGAGUGUAAAUGAGAAAGAAGCUCUGGUUCUCUUCCUUAAUUCACCCCAUGCUAAGGAAAUUAACAAGGAUAAAUUGGAAUGGACAGUAGUAAGGAUAAAGAGAGUUCUCAGGCGCUUUCAGACAUCAAAAUUGCACUUCCUUGUUAGUACAAGACAAAAACCAACUUUACUCAAAUGUUAAAAUUAUUACAGCUAAAAGCUACGCCUAACAAACUCCCCAUAUGAAACGAGGCUUGCUUACAGGAACAAUAGUUUUAGCUGCUCUAUCAUCAAGUUGCCUUCAUUGAGGCUCCCUUGCAGCCUUCCAUUAUCAGGACCUUGGCAGCUUCCAUAGCAAGGGGAGGUGGGAACCUAAUAUCUCUCACUUGACUCAUCCAGUUUAAUUAUAGCUGUUAGGCACUCUUAAAACACUAAGGAUCCAUGUAGCAGCAUCAUUUAAAACAUUUAACUACUUAUUUGCAGUAUCUCUAUAACAAUGUUGCAUGCUACUGGCAAGAACAUAACCUAGAAACAGGGCCAAACUGGCUAGCAGUUAUCAUUGCUUUGGGGCUGCAGUUUGAAAAGGAAAUUCAAGAUUAUGCUAAAUACUGCAGUACUUUUAAACGGCAAUAAUUUAUUUCAGUCAAUGCAUGGCCGGAAACUUGGAUUCAUUCAUACAAAACCCAUAUGCCGUUGCAUAUAGCGCAGACCACACCUGCCUUUUGGCUGAAGUGAUGCUUUAAGUUCUGUGUCUUCCAUGUAACUCAGUGUCUUUAAUUUCCCAGGCCUGCUUUCAGCCAUGGACCUUGUAGAAGUAAAUCCACUGCUUGGAGAUUCACAGGAGGAAGUGAAUGCAACAGUUAACCUUGCAGUAGAUGUGAUUGCUACAUGCUUUGGGCAGACAAGAGAAGGAGCGCACAUCAUGUUUGAUGAUCUCCCAACACCCAGUUCACCAGAUGAAUCUGACAGUGAAGAGCAAGUACGGAUGUAGGACCCUCAAGGAUCAACAGAUGCUUCAAAGGGGCAUUAUGUACAGAUCUGCUGAUCUACUCAAAUGGACUGGCUAAAACCCAACUAUACCACAUUCUGAAGUGUUCACCAGUUUUGGAGAGACUAGUUACUUUUCCCACUGCGUGACCAAACCGCUGUAUUACAAGCUAGACAACACAUCGGCUUAGGUGAAUGUUUAUUACUUUGCAAUUAUACAAAAACUUACCAUCCCUUCACUGCCCUGUCUUUCUUUACAGAUACAUUUCCUCUCAGUAGCCCUGCAGCAUUCUCAAACGAACAUGCUGUUAAGACUUGACAACACACCAGUAUUGUCCUUCAACUGUAGUAAAUAUAAUCCACUCCUUUCAUUGCUGAAGAGCUGUUCCUUGGCAAUGAUUGUAAUACAGUCCUUAAGAUAGAUGGAAGGCCUGAAAACAGCUGUGUGUGCGUCAAGAAGAUUCAGCUGAAGAAUUUGUAGUAUACAACACCUCCCAGAAUGACUAACUCCAAAAUGAUGAUAAAGGAGAGCAACAGUUUGUUUGUCAUAACCCUAGAAGGAAAGAUAAGACAUGAGAUUUAUUUGGGUUUACAAAAAAUCUUAUUUGCAUUUAAUGUUGCCCAUGGAAAUCAUUCUCACUUAGAUGAGACAGAAGCAUCGUUUCAUAUUUAGACAGUGAAAGCUAUUGUGUAUUUACGCAUAAGAAAGUCUGGGACUUCGUCCCAGGUGAGUGCAUAUAGGAUUGUAUCCCAUGUUGAGGAAAUAAUAAAAGGGAAGAGUAGCAAGAACUUAUAUUUGAGUUCACCAAAACCAGCAUUGUUCCUGGGAUUCCUUAUAAAAAGCUAACUUAAAAUCACAUAAAUGUAUUAGUAUCUGACUUAAUACGUAAACAUUCAGGAAAGCAGCAAUUAAAAUAAGUUAACACCUUGAAAAGCUGGUGACAAACCAGCUAGGUGACAAUUUCAAGAAAAUAUUGAUUGUCACAAAAAAAGAUACAGAAACAAAUUUGUAGCACGAUAAAAGCUCAAUUCAGAUAUCACAGCAAACCAUGAUUCACUGCAACUGUAGUUGAGUCUAUACUGCAUUUUUGCUUGCUUGCAUCAUCUGAAAGUUGUGAGAUACUACCCCAAACAGCUCUUCCCUGCUGUACUGCUGGGAAAGUAGCACCACAUGCUGCUUUGUUAUCACCUGAUGGCAACCCCAAGGCAGCAGUCUAUCCAGUGCCCACUCAGAAACUUUCAGGUUGCUUCUGUGCAAUUGUGCAAUAUGUUCUCUCCUCAUUCAGCAUUCUGCCAAAAAAGUUUGUCCUGAAAUGAGCAUAAAACAUCCUUUGAUUUUCAGGAGCAUUUUCCCAUAACCCCUCUCCCUUUCCUAUAAGCAUGAAGUACUUAUAUGCAGUUAUGUAGUUAGCCAAAUAAUGGGCCAGAAACUUCUGAAAAUAUCUGGAAUAUGCACCAUAGAGAGGAAUAGGCAUGCUUCACACCUAAUUGUGGCUGUAAAUAGAUGUAUCUUGUAGUUCAGCAAGAGAACACAACUGAGAGUCACUAUCUUCUGGAAUACUGUCUUGGAUAUGUUUCCCUUUGUACAGUUAGCUCAAUAAUAAUAAAAAAAUGUUUUCUGAGUGC